CAGACAGAUGCCCUGUGGCACCACGUUGUGUGUGGGAGAGACCUGCAAGAUCGUAGCUGGAGCUGCUGCACAGAGACACUAACUCCUACCGGCCCAGCUCUUCAUUCCACAUUUUCCUUUCUUGUUUUUGUUGUGAUAGUGCCUCCACCGCAGAGUGGGGAACGUGUCAUCUGACGGCAUGAUGCUGGUUUCACUGCUGCUGAUGGCCUUGGAUUGCUGCCUUGGAGCUCCGGCCGGGAGGGAGCUUUACAGGAUGCCCCAGAGUGCUCUGAAAGCUCUAUCGGACCGGGGCACUGUGGUUCUGGAGGCAGCAUUGACCAGUGCUUUGUCAGCUCUGGAUUUGGCCACUUCAGAGCGGAGCCGGGCCGAGGCGGGCUGCAGAGACUGCGUACCCUGCCUAUUCCAGGACUGUGGUCAGCGCUCCGGACCCUGCUACUCCACAGACAGUGUGUUGGCUGAACCCAGCUGUGACUUAAUCACCAAGGCCCAGAAGGUUCCGGAGGAGGGCGAGAGGAGCUGGGCGUUGAGCCAGGCAUGCGGGUACUACCAGCGGCGGUGCCCUCUAGGUGAUGGCGAGAAAGAGGCAUGCGUGAGGAUUAUGGGAGAGAGCUGCAGCGCCCGCGUGCUCCAGUGCAGCCUAUUGAACACCAUGCAGAGCCUGGACCCUGUCACAGAGACACACACACAGGCUGUGUGUGGCCAGAGAACGUCUGCGCUGCAGAACCUGACCCUGCCUCGCUCCCGCAUCGUGGGAGGUUCCCCAGCUCCCCCUGGCAGCUGGCCCUGGCUGGUCAACCUACAGCUGGACGGUGGCCUGAUGUGUGGAGGGGUGCUGGUGGACAGCUCCUGGGUCGUAACCGCCGCCCACUGCUUCGCUGGCAGUCGCAGUGAGAGUCACUGGACAGCUGUGGUGGGAGAGUUCGACAUCACCAGGACCGACCCCGAUGAGCAGGAGGUCAAGGUGAACCGUAUCAUCCCUCAUCCCAAGUUCAACCCCAAGACGUUUAAUAAUGACAUUGCACUGGUAGAGCUGACAUCUCCGGCCGUCCUGUCGGACCGCGUCACUCCUGUGUGUCUUCCCUCUGGUCUGGAACCUGCCACUGGAAGCCCCUGUCUGGUGGCUGGAUGGGGCUCCCUCUACGAAGAUGGUCCAUCAGCUGACGUGGUGAUGGAGGCCAAGGUUCCCUUACUGCCCCAGAGCACCUGUAAGAGCGCCUUGGGAAAGGAACUGGUCACCAACACCAUGCUGUGUGCCGGCUACCUCUCCGGGGGCAUCGACUCCUGCCAGGGGGAUUCUGGAGGCCCUCUUAUCUACCAGGACCGAAUGUCCGGUCGCUUCCAGCUGCAUGGCAUCACGUCCUGGGGAGACGGCUGUGGGGAAAAGGGCAAGCCUGGGGUCUACACACGGGUCAGCGCCUUUUCUGACUGGAUACUAACUGAGAUACAGAAGUCCUUUGGAAGUCGGGAGCCGACGUGUCCUGAGCUGCUGAAGACGUCAGAGCUGUCGGAGGAGCAGCAGAAGUCUGAGUUCAGUUCUCUGUGUCGCUUCUACGUUCACACCUGCCCCCUCAGUCAGGGCACUGCUGCCUGCAACCGCCUGGCCGAAGAGAAAUGCAUCAGCCGCUUCAAGAAGUGUCAGUUGCGUUCGUUCCUGCAGACCCUGCUGGACCUGCUCCAGAGAGCAGAGGACUACAUCAGAGACAAGGUGGACCUGACCUUCUUCACACAGACGCUGCCUCAGCUGGUGGAACAUGUCUACAGCACAGCCUUGACCGUCAAGGAGAGGGAGAGGAGGGAGAUCGCACAGGGAACAGAGCAGGUAGGGGGUGCUAUCCGAUCAAGGUCAGAAGAUACUGGACCAGGGCUUUUCCAGAAGAUUGGCCCCCUAGUGGCUGACUGGGAGAACUACCUCAGAGGCAUUGCAGAGGAGCUGGACACACAGACACAUAAAAAGACAGGCAUCUCCAAACCCCUGAGCCAAGAAGAUCAUCUUUUCUUCCAGACAGACGACCCCUCAGUGCCUCAGUUGGAGGGGAAGUACCAGACCAUCAUCACAAUGUUACGCUCCAAACUGGACUCCAGACCUUCUCCUCCAAUCUUGUCCCUGGAUACAGCACUCCUCCAUGAAGACUCUCCCGACAUUCCUGCUUUUCCCACAGGAGAGUUACCCUCCGCAUUCCCCACUCAAGGGUCGGACUCUCUCCUCACAGUACUCAUCAGAGAAAUGCGGAAAUUCAGGACACAGAAUGAAGUGGCCAUAGACAAUGCAGAAAGGAGUGUUACAUCUUUAGAAGAGGACACAUCUCCAACUCCCAUCAGUUUUACUGAGACUCAUGAAGCAGUAACAGAACCAACAACGUUACAAAAACUUCUCCUGCCUUUGUCCACCACGAGAAGCCCCCUGUCUUCCACCUCUGACUCCCUUUGGGCAUCCCUCGAACACAGGAGACGCAGGAGUCUUAGAAAAAGGCAGACACCUGGAGUCAAAGCUUGUCCAGGAGUAGCUGAGUCUACCCAACAUGUCAGUGGGAUCAGAGAAACGUACAAGUGGGUCCUGGACAUUCCAUCUAAGAACCUCCGCAUGAACUUCCAGGAAGUGCUGAUAGACCUGACCUCUAAGAAUGAUAGGGGUCUAUAUGAGGCUAGGGUCAGGGCGGUGGUGGGAGGUAGACCCCUGACGUUCUACGGCUUGGUUGGUCUGGAGAAUGAGUCCUUCUAUCGUAGCAUGCCCCGUGUUAUUGCUCUUGCGUUGGACGCUCUCAAAACCUAACAAUAUCAACAACAACGACAAAAGAAAAGAACAUGUCAGAGACUCAUUGACUCCAUGAGUAAAUGGUCUAGAGUCCAUUGGUUGUAGCAGAGACCAGAGAUGUAUGUUUGGGGAAAGGAACCCAGUGUGACUUGGGUGGAGACCACUCUCCACUUCAGGCUGGUGGAGAGAGGACUAAAGUGCCUACAGGUACAUGCACACAAACUCACAAACACACACACAAGUUUUUGUGUCAGUAUCUUACCUGUGGUUCUCAGUGUGACUGCUUGUGCUUUUUAAAGAACACUAGCAGUAGAGUGACCUCUUCAUGUGCCCACACCCCUGAAUGUAUCGGGCAAUCCUGCCCAGUAACCAUUCCAGAUGGGUAGUUGCUCUACAUGACUGGUGUAACAGUGAGUUUCAACUACAGAGUUAGAUACAGGACUAAUUUCUGUAGCUGUAUGAGUGCAAGGUGAAUGAGUGGAAGCACUCAACUGCAAUGUUCAUAUAACAACAGGUUGUAUCCACCUAGAGUCCACUACAGUAUCUAUCUCUAUGGACACAGCCCAUUCUUCACUGAACAAAAAUAAAAAGGCAACACAGAACCAUUUGAACGAUUUUUACUGAGUUACAGUUUAUAUAAGGAAAACGGUCAAUUAAAAUUAAUUCUGUAUGUAGAUUUCACAUGAAAGUGCGAGCUUUUUGUGAGUGUGGAGCAUUUCCGGGAUCUUUUUUUUCUGCUCAUGAAUCAUGGGACCAAACAUGUUUUUAAUAUUUUUGUUCAGUAUAGCUUGUAGGGAAAAAAAAGUAAGUUAUUUUUUUUUUUGCAAAAGGUUGAACCUCUUGUAU
Esox lucius (northern pike) is the source of this 3598-nucleotide messenger RNA. RefSeq names its product serine protease 56 (gene prss56). The record is from RefSeq and is a predicted model, not a curated record. Lineage: Eukaryota; Metazoa; Chordata; Actinopteri; Esociformes; Esocidae. Gene Ontology annotation, biological process: proteolysis. The transcript has 14 exons. Bases 179 to 2770 code for a protein of 863 amino acids. Gene Ontology annotation, molecular function: serine-type endopeptidase activity.